AUGGCCUCUCAACCCACAACGCCCCGCGCCACCGCCCUCGCGCUCCUAGAAACAUUCAAGACCCUCGAUUACAACACCCUCAUCUCUCUCAUCCACCCCGACGCCGUGUGGACCAUGCACCCCGCGUCCCUCGGCUUCCCGCCUCAGUCCCGGGACAGCCAAGGCCAGCGCCUCGCCCAUAUGUUCGAGAGUGGGAUUCUGGACUCAUUCCCCGUCAACCCACUGGAGGUUAUCGAGAGUGUGACUAAGGAUGAGAAGAGUGGAAAUGAGAAGGCGUUGGUGACGGUGCAUGCUGAAGGUGAGGUAGUUCUGAGCGAAAAGGUCAAAGGAUUGUUGGAGGGUGAUGAGGAGGGGAAAACGUUGUUGAGGCAAGCUCGGGAAAAUGGCGGGUUGAAGAACGAGUACCUAUUUGUGAUCACUUUCGAAGGGAGCGCGGAGGAUGGUGGAGGUAAGAUUGAGAGGGUGCAGGAGUGGUUGGAUGCGGAGAAGACGAGGGUGUUGAUGGGUGUUCUGAAGACAUCGACGGCGCUGCUUCAGAGCGGAAAAUAA
This is a messenger RNA of Cyphellophora attinorum, 549 nucleotides long. RefSeq lists its product as uncharacterized. NCBI's taxonomy places the organism in Eukaryota, Fungi, Ascomycota, Eurotiomycetes, Chaetothyriales, Cyphellophoraceae. The record is from RefSeq and is a predicted model, not a curated record. The transcript has a single exon. The coding region runs from base 1 to 549 and encodes 182 amino acids.